Mugil cephalus (flathead mullet) is the source of this 4436-nucleotide messenger RNA. Its product is annotated as R-spondin-3-like. The record is from RefSeq and is a predicted model, not a curated record. Bases 3598 to 4302 code for a protein of 234 amino acids. NCBI's taxonomy places the organism in Eukaryota, Metazoa, Chordata, Actinopteri, Mugiliformes, Mugilidae. The transcript has 4 exons.
UUUACAUCAAUAUUCAGAGGAUGCAAUACAAGCAAUAACAAAACAGCUGUGUUUGUGGAUGGCUUAGAGCACAUUAGCGUCUCGGCCUCCCUCUCCUUUCACCCGUCACGGUAGUGUUUUGAGCUGCAUGCUUCACAACCUCUUCAAAUUCCUCAGUUCUUCACGCUACAUAUAUUAUCUGUGUUCUGAGAUGAUAUCCCGCUCAUUCCUUAUCACCACAGCGAGACGUUUGCCUUCUGAGCGAGAGGAAGAAAGGUCAAAGCAAUGUCAUGAAAUUGUACCGAUCGUGGUGCAGAGUGUCUGCGAUAUCGCCGCUGAAACGCCUGUUAUGUCUGCUCCACCAAAACCUUGGCAGCAGGUGGUGAUUCAAAGCUGUUUCUGGUUUGCAUUAGACUGGACCAGCUUUUUAAUGACCUAUUUAAACUCCAGCCUGAGUUCAGCCAUUCCUUUAGACCACAGAAGAAGAGUUUUAUUCUAAAAAAAUGCAAAUGGGACAAUAUUUCACCGAUGAGUCUCCACGUUUUGUACUGGUCUGUAACCUCAACCCCUCCAGGACAACCACCUCCACUUUCUGUCUUGCAGUUUAGACAUUCUUUGCCUUCCAGUGGGUAUUUUCUUCAUGAAUCUGAUCUGGCACCCCAGCGAGCGUGGCCUUGUCAUGUUUAUAUUUCCAGUCAGAUUGGGGAGGGGUGGGUUGAGUUUGUGGAGCAGACCAAUCUGCCCUUUGAGCCCUCAACACCCCUCUCUUAAGAGUCCCUCUCUAGCUAUCCUCUAAGGUAUUUUUAUGAACAGAGCCUUCCAAGAUGCAAUAACACAUCUACAUAUGUUUGACAAACUUUUUUAUUUUUUUUUUAACACUGCCUCUGUUUUCUUCGGCCUGCAGUUAGCGGCGAUAGAGUUAAACCUCUGCACAGCCUCCUGGUAGAGGUGUGUUUUUAGAUGGCCGAUCUGUCUGUUAAUUUAUUGCACGCAGAUUGAUGGAUGAUGUUACCCUGUGUAAGCUGGCUGCACACCCAGAGUCUCCCCUCAGGUGUUAUUUUAUUGUCCUCCUUUUAAGCUUCGCCGUUGUUCUGGGGGGAAUUUGAGAAACGCGUUGCUUGCCUUCCUGUGUAUGUGUGCGCACUCGUGUUGGAGUUACUAUUGACAUUUUAAGCCAGCGUGAGUAACCCUCUCCAGCUCCUCUCUUCUGGCCGUUUCUCUUAGCUCUGCCUUUUAUAGAUAAAUCAGCACCAGAGCAAAAUCCCUCUGCAAGUCUCCUACUGAUUCAUCUUUUGAUGUUUUUCCAGACAAGCCAAGAAGUAAGAACUCUCCUUGCCUUCUUAAUAAGGAACACAUGGUUUUAAACACCCUCUUUUUGCAGAUAAAGCGUCAUAUUAGUCUAAAAUUGUUCUAACAGUGAAUAUAGAAAUAAGCACGCGCCAUAGCACUAAUGUUGGCCUGUUAGCAAAGUGUGAUGGAAUAAGAAUUGACAGGCUCUGAAAAGAUUACUGAUCACAGCUAUUCCCAGAAACGUCCGCUACAUAAACUGGAGCAUUGGCAAGUUCAGAUCUGUUUUCUCGAAGUAGAAACACAGAGUUCCCAAAACAAUCGAUAAUACACACCGGGAUGCCAAACAAAAAAUCUGCCGGAGGACGGGAUCUUUCAUCACCUUCCAGCAUUUUUGUGGGAAUCGCACAUCCUUUCUGACACCUCCAGCAUUCUAGUUUUGUUUUCUCUCUGGGAGGUAGACAAAUCAUUCUGUAGUUUUGGUUUUCAUUUCCUAAUCCCAUGUCCUAAUGGAAAACAUCACAGCUUAAGUCAAACUGACUCCAACAUUUAUGCAUUUCUAUGAUGGAUUAAAUGUUUUCAUGAUCUCCCUUUGUGCUACGACAUUUGCCACUUAAGAUGAAGAUGGUAGAUCUGAUGACAGGGAGGUUUGUGUUGUUGAUGAGGUACACUAAACUCUAAACAUGCACCAUGAACAACCGACUGUCGUGCCAGAUUUUUAGCAUGGUUGUAAUAACAGUAAUAGGGGUAUGAUUCUGUUGUGUUAUUUGAAAAACCUUUUAUGUUUUUUUGUGAAAAGAAUUAUUUUAAUACACAAAAGGCUAUUGACGUAUAUUAUGUUUUGGGGUUGUUUUUUGUUGUUGUUUUUUUCAAGUUCCUCAUCCUCAUAUAGAUUAAAACGCAACAUUUACAACCAAAGUUCCUAGAACUAAGGGUUUUGUUGUUUGUUUUUUUACAAGGAACUAAAAGGAUCCUUGGGGUUGUUUGUGUUUACAUCCCAGUCUAAAGACGUGUAAAGAUUCUGCUGCUGUUAUACGAAAUGGUAGCGGCUGGAGUCCAACCUGGUGGUGCAAAUGAACUUUUUGUAGAGGAAAAAUAAUUUCUCUAUAAGUUAAUUCAGUCGUGGUACUUGGGUGGAAAAGGCAAAGAGCACCUCCAAAUGUUCCUAGACCCCAGAGAGGGUUCCUGCAGUAGAACCACAUCAAGUACUUUUAAAGGUUCCUAGCCCCCAGAGAAAGUUCCUGUAGUAGAACCACAUCAAAUACUUCUAAAUGUUCCUAGCCCCCAGAGAAAGUUCCUGCAGUAGAAUCACAUAAAGUACUUCUAAAUGAUCCUAGCCCCCAGAGAAAGUUCCUGCAGUAGAAUCACAUAAAGUACUUCUAAAUGAUCCUAGCCCCCAGAGAAAGUUCCUGUAGUAGAACCAGAUUAAAUACUUCUAAAUGAUCCUAUCCCCCAGAGAAAGUUCCUGUAGUAGAACCACAUCAAAUACUUCUAAAUGAUCAUAGCCCCCAGAGAAAGUUCCUGUAGUAGAAUCACAUCAAAUACUUCUAAAUGAUCCUAGCCCCCAGAGAAAGUUCCUGUAGUAGAACCACAUCAAAUACUUCUAAAUGAUCAUAGCCCCCAGAGAAAGUUCCUGUAGUAGAACCACAUCAAGUACUUCUAAAUGAUCCUAUCCCCCAGAGAAAGUUCCUGCAGUAGAAUCACAUAAAAUACUUCUAAGUGAUCCUAGCCCCUAGAGAAAGUUGGUACCCUAAGGGUUCCUAGUCCCACCCUGCAGUGGAAAAGCAGCUCAAGAUGUCUCUGACCGACCAAGAGAAGUAACGCGAAACACUUGAUUUGAGAGGAGACGUUUAGGAGACGGAAGGUCCAGAUACCUAAUAAAGAAAGAGUAUGUGACAGAUGGCGGUGGAUUUCCAUUAAGUGUUAUUAGUCACAGUCGGUGUACUGGUUAGAACACGAGGGAUCGCUGGUGUGAUAAUGGAUCAGUAGGCGGGUCGAGAAAGGAGAGUGGGAGUAUGAAUGCGAGUGUGAAACAAGCCCACCGCGGCUUAACCAAACUUUAUAUUAGAUUUAGCCUGCGACCAUCAUAUGAUGCUUUCUCUUCUGUUUGCAUUCUUCAUGGCAUUCUGACGGCUUGAGUGAUCUCAUGGAAUUCACAUGGGAUUUUUCCUCAAGAAAACACGUCUGCGCUCAGCUGCUGUUACUCAGACUUAAAGUCUCUACAUGGGUCCAUUUGACUGACUGAGAACUACACUAACUUUCUGAAAUGUAUAUGACUUUGGGAUGUGAAGCCAGAUUACUGGAUGACUGCAGCACUGAAGGGGAAGGAAAAUGUGGAUUCUAAUUUGGAUUCUGCCCCUCAUGGAUUUUACAGAAGGCCAAGACGGCACAAAUAUACUGCGACACAGACGUAGCUCUCCGGUGAGCAGCGUCUGUCAGUCAGGAUGUGCGACAUGCUCGGCCUUGAAUGGCUGCUUGUCCUGUAAACCUCGUCUCUUCUUCCACCUGGAGCUAGAUGGGAUUCGGCAGAGGGGCGCCUGUCUGUCCUCCUGUCCCCGCGGCCACUAUGGCAUGCGCUCGCCACACAUCAGCACCUGCUCCAAGUGCAAAGCAGACUGCGCAUCUUGCUUUAGCGAACAUUUCUGCACACACUGUCACCCGGGCCACUUCCUGUUCCGAGGCAGAUGUAAAAGCAGCUGUCCGAAAGGGCUCACAGCAAACACAGCACUGCGGGAAUGCAUAGAGUGCCCUGCAGGCUGUGAGGUGUGUGCGAGGAAGAACAUGUGCACGAGGUGUGGGGCAGAUAUGUACUCUCUCCACGGCCAGUGCCACCACACCUGCCCCAGCGGGUUUGAGCCCGACGCACAGCUAAUGCAGUGCAUCCCCCAAAGUGACAGAUAUUCCUUUUCUCCCGAUGUCCGCCGCGCAUUUGAGACAACGAGCCCGCCAGUGCAUCUCAACCCAAACAAGAUCUACGCGUCAACGACGACGAGAACGACAACACGCGUCGUUCUGCUCCCGACCAGCUCACUGUGAGGUUGGGGGACGAACGGACUGGGGCCCAUGUGUUUGGGGAAACACAGCAUGUGGGCCAAGAGGGGGGUGGAGAUUCGACGAGUCCUGCAAGCUCCAUGGUGACCCCCGCCCACAUGGGUCGGAGAUCAGAAAGU